Messenger RNA from Jaculus jaculus (lesser Egyptian jerboa), 2170 nucleotides. It is a transcript of the gene Irf8, whose product is annotated as interferon regulatory factor 8. The transcript has 9 exons. The record is from RefSeq and is a predicted model, not a curated record. Gene Ontology annotation, biological process: immune system process; regulation of transcription by RNA polymerase II. Lineage: Eukaryota; Metazoa; Chordata; Mammalia; Rodentia; Dipodidae. The coding region runs from base 56 to 1330 and encodes 424 amino acids. Gene Ontology annotation, molecular function: protein binding; RNA polymerase II cis-regulatory region sequence-specific DNA binding; DNA-binding transcription factor activity, RNA polymerase II-specific. Gene Ontology annotation, cellular component: nucleus.
CCAGGCGUGGGGAGCGUGGGAACGCGGCGGCGGGCGCGAGCUCGGCCGCGGCAGGAUGUGUGACCGGAAUGGUGGGCGGCGGCUCCGCCAGUGGCUGAUUGAGCAGAUUGACAGCAGCCUGUACCCUGGGCUGAUCUGGGAAAAUGAUGAGAAGAGCAUGUUCCGUAUUCCUUGGAAGCAUGCUGGCAAGCAGGAUUACAACCAAGAAGUGGACGCCUACAUCUUCAAGGCCUGGGCAGUUUUUAAAGGGAAGUUUAAAGAAGGGGACAAAGCUGAACCAGCCACUUGGAAGACGAGGUUACGCUGUGCUUUGAACAAGAGCCCAGAUUUUGAGGAAGUGACGGACCGAUCCCAGCUGGACAUAUCCGAGCCAUACAAAGUUUACCGAAUUGUCCCAGAGGAAGAGCAAAAGUGCAAACUGGGUAUAGCACCUGCCAGCUGCAUGAGUGAGGUCACAGAGAUGGAGUGUGGCCGUUCUGAGAUGGACGAGCUCAUCAAGGAGCCUCCUGUGGACGAGUACAUGGGCAUGGCCAAGAGGAGCCCCUCCCCACCAGAGGCCUGCAGGGGCCAGCUCCUCACCGACUGGUGGGCGCAACAGCCCAGCACAGGCCUGCCAUUGGUGACCGGGUACGCUGCCUAUGACACACGCCAUUCAGCUUUCUCCCAGAUGGUGAUCAGCUUCUACUACGGGGGCAAACUGGUGGGCCAGGCCACUACCACGUGUCCCGAGGGCUGCCGCCUGUCUCUCAGCCAGCCGGGGCUGCCCAAGCUGUAUGGGCCCGACGGCCUGGAACUGGUGUGCUUCCCCACGGCCGACGUCAUCCCCAGUGAGCGGCAGAGGCAGGUCACGCGGAAGCUGUUCGGGCACUUGGAGCGUGGCGUGCUGCUGCACAGCGGCCGCAAGGGCGUGUUUGUGAAGCGGCUGUGCCAGGGCCGCGUGUUCUGCAGCGGCAACGCCGUGGUGUGCAAAGGCCGGCCCAACAAGUUGGAGCGGGACGAGGUGGUGCAGGUCUUCGACACCAGCCAGUUCUUACGAGAGCUGCAACAGUUCUACGCCACCCAGAGCCGCCUUCCCGACAGCCGGGUGGUGCUAUGCUUUGGGGAGGAGUUUCCAGACACAGCGCCCUUGCGCUCCAAGCUCAUUCUUGUUCAGGUGGAGCAGUUAUAUGCCAGGCAGCUGGUAGAGGAAGCUGGGAAGAGCUGUGGUCCUGGCACUCUGAUGUCAGCUCCGGAGGAGCCCCAGCCAGACCAGGUCUUCCGGAUGUUUCCAGAUAUAUGUGCCUCUCACCAGAGACCCUUUUUCAGAGAGAACCAACAGAUCACCGUUUAAGCCUCUCUCCUAGGCACCCCACCCCAUCUUCAGCUCAAGCUUCACGUGACGCGGACUAUCACAAUCUUGAAAGGACACAUACUUGUCUGACUCAGGAGGUUGGGCCAGAGCUCUGUUCAGAUGCAAACAGUCAAAAUUUCCACCAGUCAGAUGCCAUGAUCAGAACCUGGGACUAGGAUGUUUAUUUUCUACUGUUUUCUUUAUUAUUACUGGCUGUAAUUCCUUCAGCAUGUUGGGUUCGUGGUCACUUUGGUAGGCUUGUCAUUCAUGGUGAGUGGCAGAUAGUGACUCUGAGGAAAGGAAUGUGCAGCUUAAAAUCGAUGUGUGAGAACAAGGCUGUCUUUAACUCUGGUUCGAGGUAGAGUUAUGAUUUCCUGUACUGGAUUCUGCACAAAGCAUCUUUUUACCUUUAGACCAUGUAACAAGAUUUAAAAAUAUUUAGCUACAAGUCUCCCCUGUCAGGUGGAGGCCAAACCCGCAGCUUGUGGAGCGUGCGUGGUCCUCCAGAGCUCAGGUGCCAGGAGAAAUGCCCAUAGCUAAGCACCCUGGCAUGUGGCUGCAGACAGCACAAGCCUUUCCCCUGGGGUUUUAUUGCCUGCAAGCUGACAACCACGUUUAUAUUUUUUUUUAUUUCUAUAAUUAAAACAUCCCCGAUACCUUGCUCUCUUCUUUCUAAAUGGUUUGAAAAUAUUUGUAUUUUCAGUUAUUUCACAUGUGCUAAAUUGCUUAGGAUCUAUUCUUUUUUCUUUAAAGUGGGCAGGAUGUAAGUUGGAAGCUGGGCAUGAUGGUAUACGCCUUUAAUCUCAGCAAUUGGGAGGCAAGGUAGGAGGAUCGCUAUAA